AUGAAGACUGCCAUCCUUGCCUCCCUUGUCGCCACAGCCGCUGCCUUUGCUCCUGCCAAGCAAGCUGCCCAAACUAGUAGCUCUCUUUCUGCGUUCCAAAACGAGAUUGGUGCCCAAAUGCCUCUUGGAUUCUUUGAUCCUCUUGGCCUCGUUCAAGAUGGAGACAAGGCUAACUUUGACAGAUUGCGUGAAGUUGAGGUUCGUCACGGACGAUGCGCCAUGCUUGCCGUCGUUGGUUGGUUGACCACUGCCGCCGGUGUCCGCCUUCCAGGUAUGGAGGAAGUCGGUGCUGGCUUCAAGGCCCUAGACAUGAGCGGCCUUUCCACUGAAGUCAAGGGAACUCUUCCUUUGACUUUGGGAACUGUCUUCCUUUUGACAGUUGCCAUGAACGACCAAGACGGAACCUCUGAAUUUCCAGGUGACUACCGCAACGGAUUUGUCGACUUUGGAUGGGACAAGCAGUCCGAUUCUUGGAAGGAAAGAAAGCGUGCCAUUGAAUUGAACAAUGGACGUGCCGCGCAAAUGGGAAUCUUGGGCAUCAUGGUUCACGAGCAACUCGGAAACUUGGCCUCAAUUGGCCUUCCCCAACCUUAA
This is a messenger RNA of Cylindrotheca closterium, 594 nucleotides long. The record is from the annotation of a GenBank genome assembly. NCBI's taxonomy places the organism in Eukaryota, Bacillariophyta, Bacillariophyceae, Bacillariales, Bacillariaceae.